UUUAGGUUCUGGGUUUGCUUUAAAGGUACAACACAAGCAGAGGCAAAAACAUUUCAGUCGUCAGAUUCCUGCUGCUGCCACCCUUAUACAGUGUGCCUGGAGGCUAUAUGCAUCAAAUCAGGAUGGCUUCAAAUCAGAAGCCACAUGGAAAAUCCACUUAGCGCCCCCAACACCCAGCUUGCAACAAUCCGUGCCUAACCAAAUAUCAGGGGUCAUGAACUCCGUCAAACCUCACCUCGCGUUGAAGCGGCGGAAAAGCUCCAAGCUAAGCCUCAAGGAGGCGCUCCUGCCAACUACGCUCCUCGAACUGUGCGAGCAGCCGACGUCGGCUCCGAACCAGAAUUCAAAUUCCAAUGCCUCCUCUCCGCCGGCGGAUAAGAUAUCGCCGUUAAUCGCCGGUGGGGUUGCCUGUAACUUGGCUGGAUCGGUUGCAGUGGCGGCAGCGGGUGCCGGCGGCGACAUGGUUUGCUACAUGGAAGAACCGACUGCAGGAAACCCCAAUAGGAAAAGAGCGGUCGAGUUGUCGGUCUCGGACAGCUCGCAGAAAACAAUGAGAAUGGGAGAUAUUAUUUGCCUUGAUGCCCACGACGAGAGUGAUAACUAUAGCCUUCCCUAUGUGCCUGAAACAAUAACCACACUCACAGAUGCCCAUAAAAAUGCAAUUCGUGCAAUAAGAAAAAUUAGGUAUUUUGUCGCAAGGAGAAAAUUCCAGCAAGCUAGAAAACCAUACGAUGUCAGAGAUGUCAUAGAGCAGUACUCACAGGGCCACCUAAACAUGAUGGUCCGAAUCAAAGAAUUACAGAGAAGAAUCGAUACUACGUUAGGAAAACCAGGAUCAAUGCUUUUUGGAGACAGAAAGCGGCAAACAGUUGUUGCAAGAGUUGCUGUAGUGGAACAAAAUAUUCAAUUGAUGGAUCGGAAGCUGGACAAGUGUAUGCAACUCUUGAAUAUCCUGGUUGACCGGACCACACCCCAACCCGUGAGGAGACCAAAGCCUUCCAGUAAGACAACAACGUCAUCAUCUUCCUCAGAGGACGAAGAUGAGGAGGAUAGUUCUAGACGGGCAGCGAGCGGUAGCACUGAUACGUAAAGGGAGAUGUCUCCAACGUCCCGGAUAGGCAGUUUCUCAGGUUUUGCAGUUUGGCCAUUCCAUACGUAGAUGUUUGAAUGGAGUGCCUCAUUACUCGCAGAUGCUGUCUUCAAGGAAAAUGGCUUGAAGGUUACUGCUAGACAGAAGCUCAGGUUGAACAGGAUGGGAUGUACUUGUCAAAAAUGUCAGAUCAGUGAAGAUCGCUGUGACUCCAGCUUUUGCAGUUGCUGUCUUCAAGGAAAAAAGCUCGACGGUAACAGCUAGAGAGAAGAUUAGGUUUAUACCACUCAAAGCUGUUUAGUGAAGAUCAGUUUGGUCCCAUUUUCCAGAUACUGUCUUUGAGGAAAGUGGCUUGAAGUUUCCUGUUAGAUGGUGGUUCGAGUGAAGAUCAGUUAAAAUGGGCUCAUCUCUUGCAGAUACUGUCUUUUUGAGGAAAAUGGUGUAAAGGUUGCAGCUAGACACAAGCCAGAGUUUUGCAGAUGGGUGUACUACCAUAGCUGUCUGGUGAAGAUCGCUUGGGUCCCCAGCAUCUCUUGCUGAUACUGUCUUUGGAGAAAAUGGCUUGAAGGUCACAGUUACCCAGUAUCUCGCUUUUUGCAGUUGGGAUAUGUUCUAUCCAUAUCUGUCUGGUGAAGAUUGGUCGCAUCCAAUCUUCUGAUGCUCUCCUCAAGGAAGGCAUGGGUGUUCCUGUUGAACAGUGGAGUGGGCUUUACAGAUAUUGCUGUAGUAGUAUCUGGUAAAGAUCAUAAUUCUUUGCUGAUGCUAUCGUCUCUGAAAAAUCAUGUUGACUAUCAAGGGCAAUCUAGGAUUAACACCAAUGUCUAGAUAGAUGGAAACAUGCAAAGUUCUUAAUCCAUGCACCUUCAGAAGCACUUCACAUUCCAAAAGAAUUGUGACUGCUCAACAGUCACUUGCUGUUGGCUGCAGGAUGACCUUGUGAAUUGCUGCUAGUUCCCAUCCUUGAGCCAAGACAGAAAGCUUUUGGAGUACAAAGAACCAUAAUCAGUACACCACUAGAGGUUUAUACGAUGUCUUCAGAGAAGUUUGUUGUGUGACAGCAACCAAAUAAAUGAUCGGUAGAUAGUAAGCUUCAUGUAUGCAUUAUUACAGAGUCUCACAUGCAAAUAAAAGAUCUUCAUGGCCUUUAUAGAGUGAUAUGCAUUGCAUUGAAUGUACCUGUAUGUGUAAAUAAAGCCCCAUCUUAUUCACCAUCACUAAGUCAUACAUUCCAUGUAAGGCACCUUGACAAGUCUGCAAGAAUCCCACUCAGCAUUUUUCGUCACUAGUCCUCCCAUUUCAGCAUAAAAAAAGAAAUGGAGAAUGCAGGGAAUCUGCAGAGAGAAAGAGAGAGAGGCUGGACAGAAUUCCUACUGAAAGAUGCGGUGUAGACUUUGUCAUGAAACCUUAAUAGCUUUAAGUGCAGGCACAGAAAAAGGCCAGGAUUUCUUAAGGAUGUAGCUGCCAAAGCCCAUAGCCACUUGAUGACUAGAUUCCUGCAGCAAUCGCUCUUGUCUGGAUGUCUCUUAACACAUAGUGUAGGGUUCUUUUGUGGUAAGAGUUGUUGCAGUGUGAUCUGACAUAUAUGAUGCAGGUUAAUGUAGAAACUACCGCCUCUGGCUCCUCAUCCUUUUUUGGUGGCAGCGGUGGGAUGAUUACAUAGUGGGCAGUGCGAUUAGGGGAGGGUUUCAUGAAGCAUUUGCUCUGAGCCAAUCAGAUGCAAGGAUUUUGAAGGAUGUAGCUGCCAAAGCCCAUAGCCACUUGAAGACUAUACAUGUGUUCCUGCUGCAUUGGCUCCUAUCUCGAUGUCUCUGAACACAUAGGCCUGUAUUCUGAACUCAGGUUUAAAUUAAACCCUGGUUUAAAGUUGUGGUUUAACUAUGGAGAGCCAAUUGGAGCACAAACCCUUACAGUACACGUUCAAUAUAUAUUAUUAACUCCUAUGACACCCAAAUUGUUCAUAAUUGUCUGGGAAUGAUAACUGAAGUACUUUUCUUCAUUAUGAUAGCAAAAGGAAACAAAAUAGUAAACAUGAGAAAUAUACAAUAUAAACAGAAUUUUUGAACUUUUGGCUCCCCAUAAUUUUACCACAGAGUUAGACCGUGGUCUAAGUUAAACCUGACUUCAGAAUACGGGCCAUAGUGUAGGGUUCUUUUGUGGUAAGAAUUGUUGCAACAUGAGCUGACAUAUGUGAUGCAAGUUAAUGCGGAAACUACCGCCUUUGGCUCCUUGUCCUCUUUUGGUGGCAGCGGUGGGAUGUUACAUAGUGGGCAGAGUGAUCAGGGCAGGGUUUCAUGAAACACCUUGUCAAGGAUAUUAACUCACAAAUUUGCCCUGAGCCAAUCAGAUGCAAGGAUUUCAGUAGCUUAUAACACUUGUCAGUGAAAAUCAUUAACUGUAGAAUUCAGCAAGAUAGCUGUCAAGGAACAUAUGCAAUUUAGAAUGAUACAUAGUUCUUCAUCAAAUUCAAACUAAGUGUUUGAUCAUGUUUUCAAACUGUGCCAUAACUAUACCAUAACAAUCAGCUUUAUUUUUCAUCAUUCUCGAAAAAAAUAAAUUUAUGGAUGAAAUUGUGAUCAAACUUACUUGGUGUACUUGAUUAACAAUGAAUCCAUCAAAGCUUUUGUACACGCAGGCCAGUUGUCCAGCAAGUUCAUAAAAGGGUACAUAUUUCUUUUAAUAAUGUCGAGUCAGCCUACCAUUUAUAUUCAAUCUAUAUAUCAAUUUAUAUCAAAUACACUAUACUUAAACAAAUAGUUGUACUACAUAAGAUGUGUGGGUUUAUGGGGGGGUUGCAAAACAUAAAUAUGUACUUUACAUUUGAUACUUUCACUGUGUUUGUUAAGUAAUCCAAGAAUGAUUUUAAUCACAUUUGUAUGGCGUAAGUGACGUUUGGUAAUGUUUUCCCCCGAGUUUAGGUUUUCUUCAUCCUGACAUUUAAUUACUUGCAAUAAUUUUUUUUUUUCAAUAUUUGAUCACAUUUAAUCACAUUUCUAUGGCGUAAGUGACAUUUGGUAAUGUUUUCCCCCGAGUUUAGGUUUUCUUCAUCCUGACAUUUAAUUACUUGCAAUAAUUUUUUUUUUCAAUAUUUUGAUCACAUUUAAUCACAUUUCUAUGGCGUAAGUGACAUUUGGUAAUGUUUUCCCCCGAGUUUAGGUUUUCUUCAUCCUGACAUUUAAUUAUAUACAAUAAUUUUUUUUUCUUCAAUAUUUUGACCAAGGUUCCAACUAAAGUCUUAAUUUCAUUUGGUAUGGCCUCGCUUGAAUAAAAAUAUACUAGGGUGCUUGUUGAUAGGAUUUGAUGAGAUAUGAUACAAACCACAUUUUUGCAUAAGAUAUCUUAACCAUGUUGACUCAAAUUUUCAUAUUCAAGGGUUUAUUAGGAAUAAAACAGAAAAAAAUCUUGCUUCCAAUUUUUCAAAAUUGAACAAAAACAUUUUGUGAUUAUACCUGCAACAAACGAUGUCUUCUGAGAGAGAGAAAAAAUGAAUAUGAUAAAAAGUACAUGUACAUACCUGCUUUACCUAGCAUUGUUUACUGUAAGGGUUCUUUUGAUUGGUUUGGUUUGGUUUUAUUUCGCGUAUAAAAAUCACAACGAAGUACAUUAUAC
Messenger RNA from Lytechinus pictus (painted urchin), 4696 nucleotides. RefSeq names its product potassium voltage-gated channel subfamily KQT member 2-like. The transcript has 7 exons. Gene Ontology annotation, cellular component: voltage-gated potassium channel complex; membrane. The record is from RefSeq and is a predicted model, not a curated record. Gene Ontology annotation, molecular function: voltage-gated potassium channel activity. Gene Ontology annotation, biological process: potassium ion transmembrane transport. The coding region runs from base 215 to 1090 and encodes 291 amino acids. NCBI's taxonomy places the organism in Eukaryota, Metazoa, Echinodermata, Echinoidea, Temnopleuroida, Toxopneustidae.